CCGCACCCCUGCUCCUGCUCCCUGCCCACCGAGGUCCACUGCACGUUCCGGUCCUUGGCAGCCGUGCCCGCGGGCAUCGCCAGCCACGUGGAGAGGAUCAACCUGGGGUUUAACAGCAUCCAGGCCGUGUCGGAGACCUCCUUCGCGGGGCUGACCAAGCUGGAGCUGCUCCUGCUCCACGGCAACAACAUCCCCAGCAUCCCCGACGGGGCGCUCAGGGACCUCGGCUCUCUCCAGACAGGAAGGCACAGAGGCAAGGAGAGGACCCUCAAAUGCAAGAAAGAUAAGGCCUACGAUGGUGGCCAGCUCUGUGCCGCCUGCUCCAGCCCCACCGCCUUACGCGGACGCGAGAUCCACACCCUCGAUACCAUCCCCUGCGGGCGGCCGACCAUCGUGUCCCCCCUGAGGCCCAACGCGACCUUGACCAGCACCGAGGAGGACCAGGACGAAGACGAGGACUGCGACGACCCGCCGACCCCCGCGACGGACCCGGCGUCCCCGCCGUGGCUCGACCGCCGACGGAGUACGUCCAAGAAAGUCCUGCUGUCUUACCAGUCUCAGAUCUCCCUCACCGUGUCCGGCGCCGAUGCCGAAGAGUCUCACGGCCGCAGCUGGGUCAUGAUCGAGCCCGGGCGAGACGUCCGGAGAGCGCAGACGGUCCUGGAAGGGUCUCCGUGCCAGCUCAGCUGCCACGUGAAGGCGUCCGAGAGCCCCUCCAUCUCCUGGGUGCUCCCCAACGGCUCCGUGCUGACAGCGCCCACGGACGACCCAGAUGGCAGGUUUUCCAUCCUGACCAGCGGCUGGCUGAAGAUAAAAUCGAUGGAAGUGGCAGACUCGGGCGUCUACCAGUGCAUGGCCCGGGUGACGGACGAGAUGGACCGCCUGGCAUACCGGGUCGUCGUGCAGCCCCGCACGGCGCUGGCCGUCCCCGAGGCCCAGCUGAGCUGGAUUCUCCCCACCCAUAGGAUCGUCCACGAGUUGGCCAACACGUCCCACGCCUACGUCUCGCCCAACGGGACGCUCUCCAUCCCCGAGGUCCGCGUGGGCGACGGAGGCUACUACCGAUGCGUCGCCGUCAACCAGCAGGGGGCCGACCAGAUCACGGUGGGGGUCACCGUGAGCAGGAAAGGGUCGGGCAGGGCGUCCAAAAGGGGCCGACGCCCCGGUGGGAAGGCCCUGGCCAGGCCCAGAGGGGACGUCGUUGAGGACGAAGGGGGCUCAGGCGUCGGCGGGGACGAUACCCCUCGGGCGUCGAGCAGGGUCCUGCAUCCAAAGGACCGGAGGGUGUUCCUCCACCCGAAGGAGAACCCCAAAACCAAGAAGGGGCGACGGAAGCCACAACCCUGGAAGCAUUCGGAGAGGGAGCCCGAGACCAACGUCGCCGAGGGGCGCAGGGCCUUCGAGUCCCGCCGGAGGGUGAACAUGGCCAGCAAGCAGAUCAACCCCGACCACUGGGCGGAUAUCUUAGCCCGGGUCCGAGGGAGGAACGUCCCCAAGGGCACGGGAGGCCCAGAGGCCGCCGUGGAGACGGCCACCGCGCCGUCUGAGAGCGGAGACACCACGCCCGUCCUGCCCGUCGCGUCUCCUCCCUCGGUGUCCCCGUCGGCGGCCCGGACGACAGCCAGCGCUGAGGAAUUCUCAGCAGAUGCUCUGUCAUUUGGGGAGGAAGAGCCGGUGUCCAGGACCACGUCCGCCGCCACCGGGAGGAGGCUCGACCGAGGCCAGGCUGGCGUCCUCACGGCCGAAGCCAACGCCACCGGCUCCGAUCUGCAAGGAUCCGAUGAUGGUGGCGACGAUGAGUUUUCUGCAAAGACCCAGGGUCUGCCUCGGGUGGCCGUGGACUCCCAGUGGACCGUGGCCACCACAGGGACGUCGGACGUGCCUUACGAGUCUUCGACGCCACAGAUCCUGGACACGACCUACGAGGAGUCCACCGGGGACCACGUCCCCACGGACGACUGGUCUACCGUCGACGUCGGCCCCAACAUCGCCACGGACGACUGGUCUACCGUAGGCAGGGGGCCCGUGCCGGAGCCGACGUCCCCUGAGAAUGCGUCUCCCUCGGUGGCCACCUCCUGGGGCGAAUCGGACCUCAUGCCAUCCGUGGACCCAGAAUUGGAGACGCGUUCACCGUCGGAUGAGGAUCAGACAGAAGGACAGGUGGCUGGACUCGACGCUCUCACGCCCACCUUGUCCGGGGUUGAGUCCGGGCCAUCGGAGCGACCCGGCGAUCUCGCAACACGAGGACACAGAGAGGAAGAAACAGGCGUCCCCCAGUUCGUGAGCCGUGGUUUCAGCCCUCAAGGCAGCCCGUGGAUCACAACGGGCACGGAGGAGGACUCGCGGAAGCUUCCGGAAGGAGACACGCCGGAGACAGUGCCCACCAGCUCCCGUGGAUCCGAGAGGAAGCGUCAGGGCGUUGAGUCCGUCGAAUCGACCACGUCGCUUGGCUCCCUAGUCGACGAGGGCACCGUCGCUGUCGGCACCGUCGCGCCCACCCCAGAGGUCACCUGGCCGUCCGCGCCCACCACCGCUCCCCCUUCCCGAAAAAGGCCCCACGGGAGGAGGAGGCCGCGGCCCCACAGAUUCCGGCACCGGCAUAAGCCAACCCCACCCUCGACGUUCGCCCCCACGGGGACCUUCUCGGCUGGACCCGCUCACGUGCCCGGAGCCAAGACCCCCGGGCGAGUGGACGGUUCCCUGGUUCUCCCUACCUCCUGGGGGGAGAGUACGGUUGGGACCACCAAACAGGCGGACCCCGUAACCAAGGGGACCCCACGGAGGAAGCACGGCAGGAGGCCCAACAAAUACCGAUUUGGCACCUCGACAGCCAGCCCCGCGGCCUCUGCAAUCCAGCCCAGUCCGUCUGCGGAAAAGACACCCACAGAUGGUACCACUCCCCGGCCGGAAACGGCCCUGGUGUCUACAGCCGUCUCCCAGAGAAUCGGGGACCCCCGUGAGACCACUAGGGCAGCAGACUAUCGGAGCACCACCCCCAAGAUGCACGUAUCUCGCGAUGCCACCCAAGAGACAACGCCAGCCACAUACACGCCCGUAUCGGACGGAAAAGAGACGGAGAAUUCGAGUGUCUACGACGUCCGUGACAACAUGAGUGAGUCUGUCAUUGAGGUCACAUCACCUGCUGGCUUUGGGGUCCCCACCGUGGGAGACAUUAAGACAGAAUCCCGUCCUUCUAGCGUCCCAGGAACGGAGAGCUGGACUCCACUGAGGACAGCCCCGCCUGGGGGUCCGCAGACAGACACCCCCGUGCCCCCCUCUUUGGAGACCCUCACGCACCCCUCGCCCUUUUCCCAAGACUCGGGGGGCCUGGAUCUCCCCUCCGAUGUCCCCCCUUCCCUGGCGCUCUCGACAGAAGGAGACAUUGUUGCUUCCACUGCUCGGAGCACGGAUGUAGAGGCAACUUCACGUUGGGCCGGAACCACCAUCCGUGGCCGGGAUCCUCACGAAACCACCCCAGCUCCCGUCCGUCCCGCAACACGACCCCAGCAUCCCGUCCUCACUCCGGCCCCCGUGGGGGAGUCAGCGACCCUGUCCGCACCCGCGAGUCUUCUGGAUCCAACCACAACCACCGAGCCCCCCCAUCUCACCUCAAGCCCGCCACCUCCAACGUCAACGGGUUCGAAGGACCGCGUCCUCCUCAAUUCGGUGGGGGGCCCCGAACCCCAAACUGCCCCCGGGAAGAAGGAGGAGGUGACCCAGCACACGUGGUGGCGAGGAAACGAAUUGUCCACCCCUUCACCCCAGAGGGAUCCAUUUCACGUCACCCCGAAGCAGGAGGCAGGGAAGGAAGUCUUAGACGAGAGCACGAAGGACAUUGUUCUACGCGGCCCCGAUGGUCACCACCAUGCCGGUGGGAGAGUCCAAAUUCUCCACCCACCGGCCAGAGCCCCCCCGAGAGGGACGACGAGGCCACCCCACGGGACCACCCAGAGCCCCUUCAGAUACCUCGCGACGUUCCAGCCCCCUCGCCACGGGACCAACAAGCCGGGCAUCACCGCGUACCCCUCGAGGGUUUUGUCGGACAACAAGUCCCGGAUGUCGACAACAUUUUCCAUCCCGGCCACCGUGGGCCCGUGGCGCACGUCCACGCCUCACCAGGCCAUGGACCAUGGGAUGGACCGAUUCCACGGCCACUCCAGAGGGUUUGGGCACAACAGCCUCCCGGAUCUGAGAGACCCCGUGGGCCGGCCGCCCAACGCCAGGGUCCCUCAUCACUUUGACGGAAGAUUCCCUUUCUUCUCCAACCGGACAUUCUCUUUCCCACAGCUGGGCGUCACCCCAAAGACCCAGCCCCCCACGUCUCCCGCCCCAGGGCUGAGAGACAGAGCCGUCAACCCAGGUGCCUACAAUCGCAUCCACACUCAAACCAUCACCCACGUGGACUUUGGCCCGCCAGCACCCCCGUCACUGCCCCGUCCGAGGACCGUGUCUCCCCCUUCCUCCCAUGUCCAGAACAUCCCCGUGGUCUACCCCACCCGGAACGCCAUCCCCUACGUGACUUCCCCCGGCCCUCCUUCCGGAAGCUUCCAUCCAAGCGGGUCCAAGCUCUUCUCCGCGGGGGGACCGCCGGCCUCCAAAUUCUGGACCCUUGGAGAGAAGCCGCAGAUCAUCACCAAGUCCCCCCAGACCGUGACGGUCACGGCCGAGACCGACGUCGCGAUCCCGUGCGAGGCCACGGGGAAGCCGAAGCCUUUCAUCACCUGGACCAAGGUUUCUACAGGCGCCCUCAUGACCCCCAACACCCGCGUCCAGCGCUUCGAGGUCCUGAAGAACGGAACCUUCCUCAUCCGCCAGGUCCAAGUCCAGGACCGCGGCCAGUACGUGUGCACCGCCCAGAACCUGCACGGCGUGGACCGGCGCGCGGUUCUGCUCUCGGUGUCGGUCCAGCAGCCCCAGAUCCUCGCCUCCCACUACCAAGACGUCACCGUCUACCUGGGGGACACCAUCGCCAUGGAGUGCCUGGCCAGGGGCACCCCCGCGCCCCAGAUCUCCUGGGUCUUCCCGGACCGCAGGGUGUGGCACGCCGUGUCCCCCGUGGAGGGCAGGGUCACGCUGCACGAAAACCGCACCCUCUCCAUCAAAGAGGCGUCCUUUGCCGACCGCG
Myotis davidii is the source of this 5125-nucleotide messenger RNA. It is a transcript of the gene MXRA5, whose product is annotated as matrix-remodelling associated 5. The record is from RefSeq and is a predicted model, not a curated record. Lineage: Eukaryota; Metazoa; Chordata; Mammalia; Chiroptera; Vespertilionidae. Gene Ontology annotation, molecular function: protein binding. Gene Ontology annotation, cellular component: extracellular region. The annotation marks the transcript as partial. The transcript has 7 exons.